Messenger RNA from Schistocerca nitens (vagrant locust), 4280 nucleotides. It is a transcript of the gene RhoGAP15B, whose product is annotated as arf-GAP with Rho-GAP domain, ANK repeat and PH domain-containing protein 2. The coding region runs from base 203 to 3886 and encodes 1227 amino acids. NCBI's taxonomy places the organism in Eukaryota, Metazoa, Arthropoda, Insecta, Orthoptera, Acrididae. The record is from RefSeq and is a predicted model, not a curated record. Gene Ontology annotation, biological process: signal transduction. The transcript has 12 exons.
AUGAAAACAUUUUGGGAGUUUGGUGUGAAUCAUGAACGAAACGUGUGACCACCUCAUCAAAACAAAAUCUCGUCUGACUAUUUGAAAUUAGUAGAGCUGUUGUAAAAGUGUCGUGAAAUGUGAUUUUCGUGGCAUAACUGUUUUUGUGUCCGCGACGCGAACCGUGAGUCAUACAUCCUUUCUUUGCUUGUUAGCGAGUAACAUGGAUAUCCCAAUCCCAAAACCUAGAAGAAAUCCACAGUUAAAACCAAGUCAGGACGAGGCUCCUAAAAAGCCAGUCCCUUUACCAAGACAAAGACAAGGAAAGGGUUCCGACUGUGAUAGCAGUGAAACGGAUAAUGUGACAGCAGACAGAAGUAUGAAACAUUUAGAUCGUUCUCCGUCGAAGCAGCCGUCGUCGAGGUCCAUAAGGAAAGAAAUUGAAGCUGCAUCGGAAGCAGUACGGGAGAAAGGAAGGACAGCAUUUGGUAAUACGAAGAAUGCAAGCUUGAAACUGGAAAAAUCGUUUCGUAGCAUUGGCAAAAGAUUAACAGUGCAUUCUCUUGGUAAAAACACCGAUGUCGGUGUGGAAGAACCCAAAGUAGAGAGGAGCCAUUCACUUCCUGCCGAAAAUAUUUUUCAGUCAAUUUCUUUUAAGUCACCGUUGGUCGCAGAUGAUUCAGCUGAGACAUUAGUAAACCUAUGUGAACCAAAUGAUGACGAUUUUCAGUCAUUUAACGCGCCUCCACCCAUAUAUCCCCCGCCCCCAUUACCUGAUGAGUCUGUGUAUGAUGAAGUUCAGUCGGUGUUGAGCCAUUCAAGUCUAGCAGAUGAUGAAUGUAUCAGAUGUAGUAGUGCAGCAUCUUGCCCAGACAGCGCCUCUGUUUAUGAGGAGGUAUCAAUCUCAAAUAGAAGAAUUGUGACGGCUAAAAGUAUGUUGGGAAACAACGAUGUUCAGGCGGCACUUAGAAAGUUGUCCAUAUCUGAUACAUUGCCAUCAUCCGGUUCAUCAAAAUGUUCAGAGAUGGCACUUGACAGUAAGUCUAGACAUGACAUGGCAAGCAUUUUUGACGAGAGCCUUGUCAGCGGAAGAAAUUCUGUUAGCAACAGUAGUAUAUCACCGUCAUUACUUAGUGAAUUAGACUUGUCAGAAUAUAAUACUAGCCCUGAAGAAAUAUUUGAAGAUGACCGAUACAGUUGUUCUAUGCAGUCCAAUGUAUCUAGUGCUUUCAGUGUUCAGAAUGAACUUUAUGAUAAGUGGGAACCAGAUCUACUGUCAAAACCACCAGGAGAUUUAUUCAGGAAAAAAGGAGAAACAAGACGUGCUGGUUUACCAGCAAAUUCAGUAAUAUAUGAAUUUGAUCCCUUGUUUAAAAGUACUCCUGAAUCAAAGAAUGCUGCUGACAUUGAGUUUCAGUCACUGCUGCUGGGUGAUGCAACGGCAGUAGCAACAGAUUCACCAUAUGGAAAAAUUAGCAGAGUUAUAUAUUCUACAAUUCCUGAAGCCCCCAAGGAAUGUCCCCCUAUUCCACCUAGGAGAUCAGACUCUGUUACUGUUAAUCCUAAAGUAACUGGUAGUAUUGUUAUUGAUGACAGUGUUAUACAGCAAGAUUAUCAGAAUAUAAGCAGGAAUGUUCCUGCAUCAAUAGAAACUGUAUUGAUAGUUGACCAAGCACCAGAGGGGAGAUCUGUCAAUGACUCUGUUUCUCAAGUAGUCAGUACACCAGUCAAAUCGAGAAAAUCAUUGGUAAGGUGGUCAAGCAUGAAAAAUGCUAUGAAAUUUGUAUCAGACUCUUCCUGGUCACCCACUCUCACAAGACGUAACAAUAAACUUGAGAAGACAAAAAAGCAAGAAGCUUCUUUGUUUUAUGAAACUGAUUCACAGGCGGACCUGGAACCGCCAUUAGUGCAACCACAGAUGUCUAAGUUGCACAGUGGGCUCUUGUAUAGAUUAAACAGCAAAAAAUCAAAUGAUUAUGUUGAACGCUGGUGCAGCUUAGCAGAAGGGAAAUUAUCCACUUAUAUGGACAAAAGUAUGAUUGUCGUUAAAGAUGUAAUUCAGCUGGCAAGUGUUAUGAGUAUACAUGUUGUUCUGGACCACAAGAUAAGCUGUGAUGGUGAUUGUUUUGAAAUCACGUUAGUUAAAGGCCAGUCCAAUACAUUUGGCACCUCUGGAUCUGCCGAGCGUCGCAUAUGGAUGCAGAAAAUAUUAGAAAGUAUUACUUCAGUUUUUCCUACAAGGAUCACAGCAGAGUACACACGAGCAGGAUGGUGUUUCUUAAAGGAAGGUAUUAAUGGGAUAUGGCACACUGGAUGGAUUUUAAUUACUGAGAGAACACUUCUGUAUUGCAUUACCAAUGGUGCUGUUCAAGAAGCUGAUCUGCGGAAGGCAAGAUAUGUUGUUUUGCAACCAGUAGAAAAAGAUUCAGUUGUCCCACAAGUAUUAGAAAAUGGUCCUCUCGUGGUUGCUGAUUUCCACACAGGGCUAGCCUUGUACCUAAGGUUAAAUAUACAAAGUGAAGCAGCAGCAUGGCAGAAAGCAAUUCACAGAGCAGCAGUUAAUAAUGGCUUGCAUCUCCAUGAGCAGCAACUGACUCGAGAUGAUGUUCCUGUUAUUGUUGACAAAUGCAUUAAUUUCGUAUAUGCUCAUGGAAGUUUGUCUGAAGGCAUAUAUCGACAUGCUGGAAAAAACUCAAAUGUUACACGGCUUCUUGCAUUAUUCAGAAAAGACGCAUGGCAUGUUCACCUUGCCAAAACAGAUUUUUCAGAGUAUGAAGUUGCAACAGUCUUGAAGCGAUUUUUCAGAGAGUUACCUGAAUGUCUCUUCACUGCUGAACUUCAUGAUUAUUUAUGUGAAAUUGCCGCUGGAAAGUAUGGAAGGGAGCGCACCACUUGGUACAGCAGGGUCCUUGAGAAAUUACCUCCAAUAAAUUAUGUAACUGCUCGAAAGUUGGUUGGCCACCUCUAUUUUAUACAUGAACAGUGUGAAAAAAAUCGAAUGCCAGUUGAUAAUUUAGCGGCUAUUUGGGGACCUACGCUCAUGCAUGUGGAGUCUGAUGACACACUGGAUGCUUCUCAGGCUGAAGUUUCUGUUGUGGCAGAUUUAAUCAGGCAUUAUCCAGAACUGUUCAGGGUUGAUAACGAGGAACUGCAACGGGAGAAACGCAUGCUUGAAAUCCUAGAGCGCUACCACCACAGCAAUAACAACAUGUCUGUGAAGCAGACAGGAGAAUUUAAAGUCUGGAUUCAUUUAGAAGCAAAAGAUUCUGGAAAUUGUGUUAGUGUAACGAUUGGCCCACAGAAAUCAGCUGGUGACAUUUGCAUGGAAUUAGCCAGCAAAAUGAACUGGCCUGGGCACAGACUUGUUCUUGAGGAAGUGAUAUGUAAUGGUGAGCUGACAAGACCUUUACACUACACAGAAAAGGUCCUUGAUACUGUUCUAAGGUGGGGAUACUGGGACGAUGCUGAUCGCAAAGAUAACUGUUUGGUGCUGUGCAGGAACACAGUUUUGGAGGAAGUAGCUCCUCUUGCAAAACCUCCACUCUCAAUGUGUGGUGAACUAAAAUUUGCUGACCGGAAAAAUAAGUCAUUCAAGAACUUUCUGUUUGAGUUUAGUCAAGCUAAACUUUGCUAUUACAGGGAUAAAGAUGGAUCCAUAAAAAUAAAUGAAUGGAAAAUUGAAGAUAUUGUAUGGUAUGUUGGACAUGAAUCAAAACGAAAUCCACAUAUGAGGUGGGCAAUAACUUUUGUGGAGAAAAAUGGCAAAAGAAAUCGGUCAAAAGAAACUCCGUAUUUUGGAUACACAAUUGCUGGUUCAUCUCGUGAAGAGCAGCUGCGUUGGAUGGCAGCUAUGUUAAUAGGUGAAUAUCCACAAGGAAUUUUGCCGUCACCUAUGCUGUUAGAAUAAAUUGUAAUCAUAUUAUCUGGGUACUGUUUUAAGAAGGUCUUCGUCCAGUAUUGUUGCCUUUCAAAACAGGAAAAGACAAGUCUGCUUCUGUGACUAUAAUCAUUGUGGACAUAGAGCAUUCUUUUUAAUGUAAUCAAUGCAGCCACUUUGCUUGUAUGUUUUUUUCUAAUUUUUAUCCCCAUCAAAGUGAUAUUUAUACAAUAUCAAUUUAGUGAUCACUUGCUUGGCAAGGAUGGAGAGAUGCACUUUUAACUUCAUUGUUAUGUAGAUAAUUUGUCAGUUUUUGGACAAUUUGUUGUCUUUACAUUAUUUUCAUUGUGGCUUGAUACUGAAAUGAACUGAUAUAAUGAGCAAACAAUUUGUUUUUGAUGCUAUAUUACCUGAAAAUCGAAGU